GUUAGCGUGUAGCGGUGUGUUUACUACUAUUUGAAAUAAGGCAAACAACUCGUAUAAAGCUUAGAAGUUUAUCGUUUUAGAAAAUCUUCGGGCUGUGAAGUGAACAAAAGUGACAAAUAAUAUAACCUUCGAAUUGUGAAUUUAAUUCAUUUUACACUUGUAUCGAUAUGGAAGCUCCAGAAUUUCGCGAUUUCGCCAAAUCUAUGGUUGAUUAUAUAGCUGAUUACUUGGAAAAUAUAAGAGAUCGUCGGGUGUUACCUGAUGUUAAGCCUGGUUAUCUAAGACCUUUGUUACCUGAUACGGCUCCAGUGAAGCCAGACUGUUGGGAAGAUGUUAUGAAAGAUAUUGAAAGAGUUAUAAUGCCCGGUGUUACACAUUGGCACAGCCCAAAAUUUCAUGCCUAUUUUCCCACAGCUAACUCCUAUCCGGCGAUUGUGGCUGAUAUGUUAAGCGGUGCUAUCGCUUGCAUAGGCUUCACAUGGAUUGCUAGCCCUGCUUGCACUGAACUGGAAGUUGUGAUGUUGGACUGGUUAGGUAAAAUGUUGGAUUUACCUGCCGACUUUUUAGCUUGCUCGGGAGGAAAGGGUGGCGGUGUUAUACAAGGAACUGCUAGUGAGGCUACAUUAGUUGCAUUACUGGGGGCGAAAGCUAAGAAGAUACAACAGGUGAAAAAAGAACAUCCAGAUUGGGAAGAUCAUAUAAUAGUUUCUAAACUCGUCGGCUAUUGUUCAGCUCAAGCCCACUCCUCUGUAGAACGUGCCGGGUUAUUGGGUGGCGUUAAAUUGCGUUUAGUGCCGGCUGAUGAAAAUAACCGUUUAAGAGGAGAUGCUUUAGAAGAAGCCAUUAAAAAGGAUUUAGCUGAUGGACUUAUACCAUUCUAUGCCGUGGUUACUUUGGGUACUACGAAUUCGUGUGCUUUCGAUUGUUUGGAGGAGUGCGGCACAGUUGGCAAUAAAUACAAUGUUUGGGUUCACGUUGAUGCUGCUUACGCUGGUUCCGCUUUUAUUUGCCCGGAAUAUAGGCACUUAAUGAAGGGCGUUGAGACAGCUGAAUCUUUUAAUUUCAAUCCUCAUAAAUGGAUGUUAGUGAACUUCGACUGUAGUGCUAUGUGGCUGAAAGACCCAAGUUGGGUUGUGAAUGCCUUCAACGUGGAUCCGUUGUAUUUAAAACAUGACAUGCAAGGUUCCGCUCCCGAUUACCGACAUUGGCAAAUACCUUUGGGUCGCCGCUUUCGUGCUUUGAAAUUGUGGUUUGUUUUACGUUUAUAUGGUAUAGAAAAUCUUCAGGCUCAUAUAAGACGUCAUUGCAAUUUUGCUAAGCAAUUUGAAAAACUAUGCCUAACUGAUAAACGUUUCGAAAUUGUCGGGCAAGUGAAUAUGGGUUUGGUUUGCUUCCGUUUGAAAGGCAGCAAUGAGUUGAAUGAGACUCUUUUAAAACGUAUUAAUGGUCGCGGCAAUAUACACAUGGUUCCCGCUAAAAUACGCGAUGUUUACUUUUUAAGAAUGGCUAUCUGCUCACGCUUCACCAAACCGGAAGAUAUUGAAUAUACCUGGAAGGAAGUUAGCCGUACAGCCGACGAAGUUUUAAAGCAUUAAAUAAAAAAAAAAAAUAAAAAUUCGAUGUGAUACUAUAUCCGUAUAAAAAUCUGGGACCAUAAACGAAUAUAAGCUCCAAACUGUUUAGGGAAU
Glossina fuscipes is the source of this 1688-nucleotide messenger RNA. Its product is annotated as aromatic-L-amino-acid decarboxylase. Bases 168 to 1595 code for a protein of 475 amino acids. Gene Ontology annotation, molecular function: aromatic-L-amino-acid decarboxylase activity; pyridoxal phosphate binding. The record is from RefSeq and is a predicted model, not a curated record. The transcript is spliced from 5 exons. Gene Ontology annotation, biological process: serotonin biosynthetic process; amino acid metabolic process; catecholamine metabolic process. NCBI's taxonomy places the organism in Eukaryota, Metazoa, Arthropoda, Insecta, Diptera, Glossinidae.